CAGCUGACUCUCAGUGUGCAGCAUGAGUACCCGUGGAGCAGACAGACAGAUGCCUCCCAGCCUCCUGCCAUUCUGCCCCCUCAGCAGACAGCCCCAUCCUCUUGCUCCGAGCAGAGGACGCAGAGUCGGCUCCAGCCAUGGGACCGCGUCUCAGCAGCCUGAACACCGGAGCCUGUCUGACUGAAGGUAUCUCCAAAACUAUGCAACUCGCACCAAAACAAUCUAGAUUGAUAACAGACCAAACCUACAUUAUGACGGAAUUAGAAGCUUCUGGGGUGGUGGAUCAUCCCCCACCCUACAUAAUCUUUGUGGUGGUCUUCCUCUUCUUCCUCACCGGACUGCUCGGCUUUCUCGUCUGCCACCUGUUGAAGAAGAAGGGCUACCGCUGCCGCACUGGAGACAUGGACGAUGAAAAGGAGGAGGAGAAGCUUGGAGGAAACGCAGACGAUGAGGACGAAGAGAACCAGGACACAGUGGAGCAGAUCCUCAAAUGCAUUAUUGAAAAUGAAGCUAACAUGGAAGCUUUCAAUGAGAUGUUUGGAAACCAUGCGCAACAUGACCCCAGGUUGCGUAAGGAGUCUGUUGGUGGUGUUCCUCCCCAUCACCACACAGUCCACUCAGGCUCCGCCCACAACUCCUGUCACCUCUGUGCCCAGGUCCGAUCUAAAAAGGGCCGAAGACAAAGUCGACCCCCCCGCUUUAAACAACGACCAGGAGAGCAGACUGUCUUCUCUGUUGGCAGGUUCCGGGUGACGCACACUGAUAAGAAGCUCCACGGAGGUCCUAAUCCAUUGGUCAAUUCAGGAGACCAGCUGGACCAAUCCCAGGACAGUGAGGAGCCUAAGGAAGGCGGGUACAAUCUAAGAAGCAUGUUCAAGGAUGUCCAAUCACCUUCAGAGGGCUCUACUGUGAACGUGGGGAAACGCAGGAAGAGUGUAACCAUAUUUGGGUUAAGGCGGGGUAGCGACCCCGUUGGCAUUAAAGUAAAAGAAGGGACCGGAAGGGAGACCGGAGGUAUUAGAUUCGCUAUUCAGCAGCAACCUGUAGUGCUGGAGGAACUGUUGCAGGCAGAGAACAUUGAAGUUGCUAAUGGAAGUGAUACUAAACCUGGUAUCAAACCUGAAACCAAGCCCUCAAAGAGUCAAACUCUCGCUUCACCUCAACAUGUGCCUAACAUUUUAGGUUCUGUUAAUUCUCCCUCUUACCAAAGUAAGGAUCUGGUGCAUGCUCUUAAGGAUGGCUCUAAACAUAGACCUAGUGCUGAACCUGGUACCAACCAUAUGUUCAAACUUUCCAUUGGGACUUCUGUAGCUUCUGCCCCGAGCUCUCUUCCCAUUCCAUCUCCUGCUUUAUCUGAACAUUCAUUUAAGACAACAGAAAAACAAGGCAAUGUUGUUGAGGAUAAGGUGUUAAAAAAGGAAGAGGCAUAUGAUCCUGGUCCACUACAGACCUCUACACCCAUUGCCCCAAUUCCUGUAUCCAUUCCAGGUUUCACUCCUGUCAUUCCUAUUGGUCAACCUGAACCCUGUUCGAGCCCAGGUUGUUCAGUUACUGAAACUCCCCGUGACCCAAGCUUCAGCACAGAUCUGGAAUCAGGUUUUGGUGCAAGCCUAGCUUUAAUAAGCUUAGGUUCAUCUCCUCCAUCUUUGUUACCAAUCAAGACCCCAUCUUCAUCCUCUUCAUUAAAAAUGCCCAUCUCACUGGUGGGGGUCACACCAAGCCCCAAACUAAGCUCAAGAAAUACACCAUCAGAGGCUGGAAAAACAGCCUUUUCCUCAAGCCCCAAACUCCCAUCAGGCACAGCGAUGUCUAGCCAGGCCCCUGUUCUAUCUUCAUCAUUUAGAAAAAGUACAAGUCCAUUACAAGCACCAAUUCUCUUACCUGCUCUUACUGCUAGCUCCAAACUUGACACCAUGCCAGUUUCACCACAAACCCCCUCUUCUUCUACAGCGGACCACAACCUGUCCUUCAGAAGUUCACCUCGUCUGACUUUGAAGUCAGGAAGUGUGGUGUCUGUAGCAUCUAUGACCAGAGGGGAUAUGAUUUCUUUAAAGGAACAAGAGCUAGAAGUAGCCAGAACCCUGAAGACGGAAGAAAAAACUGAAAUAACGAGAGUAGGGAUUCUGAAAACAGUUAUACUUUCACCAGUUGAGGGACAUUCUAAAGGUUCUGCCCUUUACUCUCCCACUGAAAACAGACUGAGCAGUUUGCCUCUGUCACCUUCCAGUCCACUGUCCCUCUCCUCACCUAUAGGAAGCAGAAUAAACAGUGUGACCAUCAUCAAAGCCAGCCCAGACAGCAAGAGAGAGUUUUCUGUUGUCACCCUGAUGGAGCAGGAAGUAUCCUCUACUUCAAUAAAACAACAGAAAGGAGCAACUUCUGAACUCAGGGUUGAAUCAGAAAAAGGAGAUGAGAUUUGUGUUUCAGGUGUUGGACAUCGUGAAAGUCAAAAUGAAGAGACUCCUAGAGCAGAAGUUAAACCAAGGGUGAGCCAAGAGAAGGAUGAUAUGGUGGAGAUGGAAGAUAUUAGGGACUGCAAAGUGACACAGGUGGAAGAAGAAGAGAGGGUGGAGGAGGAGUUGGAGAAGAUGGUGACAAUUUAGUCAAGUGGCACUCUUUACUUAGGAAAGGGAAUGUAAAAAUAAUCAAAUUAAGUAAUUAUGAACAUGCCUUUAAUUAUGUAACCACAACAGUGAAUAUGUUGCUGCAAAACUGGACUGGCUGGUUAACUGACCAGCCAGUCCAGUCCAUCAGAUUAUCUUCCACAAUAUAAUGGAGGUUGCAUGUUUUAGCCUUUUCAUCACAAAUCACAUAUACUUUACAUCAUAGCUAACCUUUUUUGCAGACCAUGUGUUUUACAUUUUUUAAUUGAUUUCACAGGCAGGUCACGGAGUAGUUCCCCUUUGACUAAAUGGUGAUCACAGUUGGCUAAUAGGUGCUUAAUUUUCUUGCUAACGACCUGAUUACAUUUGAAUCUUUAACCAGAGCUGUCUGAUUAAUUAAUUGAUUGGAAACCAUCAUGAUUAAUUAUUGAUGUAUAAAUGUGCUCAGGGCUUGUGAAUCAAGAUGUACAGCACAAGCACACAGGAUAAACAGUCACUCAAUGGGCAGCUUGGCCAUUGGAGAUGUCUCAGUUUUGUAAAUAUGCAAUAUGCUUCUUUGCUAUAUUGUCGUAGCUUUUGGCAAGUACAGUAUAUAGCCGGGUAAAAAAACUGUUGAUUGAUGACAACCAAUCUCACUUACAACUUCCAACACAUGGUCAGUGCCACUCGGUGUCUGAUACCGACACACCAACGCACCUUCAGCACCUGCACGGAACACACCAGGCUUUCAACUAACUCCAAUGUAAGUGUGUCGGUAUAAGACGGUCAGUGGAACUGACCAAGCGCAAAGUCCAACUUUGACUUAUGUUACCUCACUUUUGUUAACUCACAAAUGCGCUGUUAGUUAAGUAAACAAGUGAGUUAACAAGCAUUACAAAUUGUUUUAUUUAUUAUUUAUUUUACUUAUUUUAAGUUGCCUAGUAAACUUAAAAACGGCAUGUAACAAGCAGAAACAGAAAAGCCUUCCUUCACACAUCCACAACUGAUGCUCGUGGGGUAACUAGAGCAUCAUAGUUUGAAGCGUAAAGCCACUGACCAAGUGUUGGUAUUUUACGGCUGACAUUUAAGUCCACAUUUAAUUCUCUUUUUUUGUUGCACUGUUGUUGUUGGUGUUAUCUUUUAUGAGGUUAUUUUGUAACAGUACAACCUUUUUCCAUAAAUAUUUCAAAGGUAUUCUCAAAACCUUAAGAGUUUUGCCUUGAUGAAUAUUAUUGUCAUGUUGAACUCCAAACCUCAUCAUAGCUUGAAGCGUAGAGCCACUCACCAAGUGUUGGUAUUUGACAGGUUAGGAGUAAAACUGUGUUGCCUAUGAGAGUGUACACUUAUGGAUGUUCACAAUGGCCCCACAGAUUCACCCCGACCUGCACAGGUUAGUGCUAGUGAAGACAUAAGGACUUGAUCUCUCACUGGCUUCCGACCAUACAACUACAACCAGUUGUUUUGAACAGGAAUCUUAUUCGGUGGUGGACAAGUGCUUUCUUUUCUUAUUACUACCAAAGACCCUGUCAGCAGUCAUUGAUGUAACCAAAGAGAGUAGUCUAGACCAGUAUAGUCUUAUGUUCUUAUACAAGUGUAAUCAGACAUGUCCAUUAGUAAAUAUAUUAUAUUUACUGUAUAGCAGUCACUCCAGUCACAGUAGUUUGUGAAAUGUAUUCAGAAACAGUUUAUGUUCUGCUUGUUAUUCACAAUACUUUUCUCUUCUCAAACUGUCUUGUAAUGUGUUCAACAUGAAUUAAACCAGGAUAGUCCAAAAACAAUGAUAACAAGUGAUGGGUGGCAAGUACAGCCAUAUACUUUGUACUAAGUACUGAUGAUAGUAGUAUAAAUCAGUACAUGCCAAGGCAUUACAGUGGAGGAGCCCCAUAUGUGAAAUAAGCUCUCAGACCUGACACUUACACAGAAUAAACUCUGCUGUCCUUAAAGCUGUGAAACUUAAGAAUUAUGUAUUUUCAAGUAUAACUUGCAACGCUUCUACAGUAGAGAAGAGAAUCAUACUCAUAGUUACAGGUGCAUGAUGUUAUACAUAAACUAUCCACAACUUCACCA
Cyclopterus lumpus (lumpfish) is the source of this 4649-nucleotide messenger RNA. RefSeq names its product RELT like 2 (gene rell2). The coding region runs from base 138 to 2603 and encodes 821 amino acids. The record is from RefSeq and is a predicted model, not a curated record. The transcript has 7 exons. Gene Ontology annotation, biological process: positive regulation of p38MAPK cascade; positive regulation of cell-substrate adhesion. NCBI's taxonomy places the organism in Eukaryota, Metazoa, Chordata, Actinopteri, Perciformes, Cyclopteridae.